AUGCCUAAGAGGAGCAAAACAGCCGCAGCAAGCGAUUCAGAGCCCAAGAGGAGGUCUCUCAGGUUGAAAGAUAGACCUGAAGAGCCCAAAGCGGCGCCUAAAGCCAAGGCGAAGAAGGCCGCUGCUAAGACCAAGAAAACCAAGGAUGUAGAGAAGGCCAAGCCCGAGGAGAAAGAACCAGAGGCGCCUACAGAGAACGGAGAAGCCAAAGCUGAAGAUGAGGCACCAGCCGCCGACGCUGAACAGAAAGAUGAUGCUGAUGAAUAA
Messenger RNA from Knipowitschia caucasica, 267 nucleotides. Lineage: Eukaryota; Metazoa; Chordata; Actinopteri; Gobiiformes; Gobiidae. The record is from the annotation of a GenBank genome assembly.